Messenger RNA from Polistes canadensis, 994 nucleotides. RefSeq names its product UPF0602 protein C4orf47 homolog. Bases 1 to 966 code for a protein of 321 amino acids. The record is from RefSeq and is a predicted model, not a curated record. The transcript has 4 exons. NCBI's taxonomy places the organism in Eukaryota, Metazoa, Arthropoda, Insecta, Hymenoptera, Vespidae.
AUGAGGAGGAGGAGGCGACGGUUGGAAGAGGUAACUCAAUUGGGCCGACGAUACGGGAAACCAGAUCUUGAUCGAAUCGGUUUCUUCGACGAUAUCCCAAACGGACCGUUCGAUUCGUAUAGUCCACCGACUGAGAUACGGCAAAAUGUUGUAAAGGGUCGACAAUUGUUUCCCGGUCCACCCCUUGAACUCUUCGAGAAAGAAUUCAAACGAAUUUUCGUAGGCGAGGCACUUCCUAAAUCAUGGCACCCGAUAUCACAGGUUAAAAAUAAGAAAAUCAAGAUAGUAAAAGGUCCACCCUUGUUACCACCGUCACCCUCGAAAAAGCAUUCGACGCCUGGUGACUCCUAUGGUUGUUUCGGCAAACCAACUUACUUUAGUCCUGAAUUAAGAGCGGAACCAAAGAGAAAAAGAAAAAGAGGAGAGCCGGAUAGAGGAGAGCCAGCAAAUUUCAAGAUAAAACCUGGGAAACUCGGUGGACCGGGAUAUGCGGAUAUUUGCUUCAGCCCUUAUCCCACUUAUUCCCACGAACCCUACGAUCCUGAGGAAAGGAAGGAUAAGAGAAGGAGAAAGGAAGAGAAAACUCGGCCGAGUUUUGUGUCAACGAGCAGUCCUCUCGAUCAUUUUCCACCGAACCCUUAUUACGAUGAAAGACCUGGACCGACGUACGUGCGUCCAAAGGAAAUUCAACCGAAGAUCCUUGCCACUGGACCCAUUUAUGUCCCAUUCCCGAAGUCACCCGGUGGAAAUCACGAUGGUUGCUUCAGCAAGUUCCCCUCUUACUCGAGCGAACCAUACGAUCUCGAAAUCCCAAGAGUUCUCAUAGCUGGACCACCAUUGAUCGCUGGUGGACCUGAUCUACGAACAAAAUAUACUAAAAGUAUCAUCAAUCAGGUCACAGCUGUAUCCUGCAACGCCAAAAACUAUCGAGAGUAUAGCGAACGUGUUUACCCUUUGACUGGAUAAAUUUUUUUCCCUAAUAUAUAUAUAUAUA